This is a messenger RNA of Symbiodinium necroappetens, 2502 nucleotides long. The record is from the annotation of a GenBank genome assembly. Lineage: Eukaryota; Dinophyceae; Suessiales; Symbiodiniaceae.
AUGCGUAUCCUCUUCCUCGGACUGGUCCUUGUGCCCGGAUGGUGUUUCCGUCGCUUCAGCAACCGAUUUGAGCUCCAUGCAGCUGUUCGCCGCUGGGACAGCCUUGCAGGGAGAGCUGAGGUUGAGUCGGUCUACGGAAGGAUUGAAGACUGGGAUGUCUCCGCAGUGAAGGACAUGUAUGGCCUCUUCAGGAGUAUGAAGGACUUCAAUGCAGACAUAGGCUCCUGGAACACUUCGGCCGUCACGGACAUGAGCUACAUGUUUCAUCGUGCGGAGGCCUUCAAUGCUGACAUCGGCUCCUGGGACACUUCGGCCGUCAGGGACAUGAGCUACAUGUUCUAUGAAGCGGAUGCCUUCAAUGCAGACAUCGGCUCUUGGGACACGUCGAAAGUCACGAACAUGAGAGGCAUGUUUUAUGAUGCAGAGGCCUUCAACCAGGCCAUUGGCUCAUGGAACACUUCGGCCGUCAGGGACAUGAGCUACAUGUUCUAUGAAGUGGAGGCCUUCAACGCAGACAUCGGCUGCUGGGACACGUCGGCCGUCACGAACAUGAGAGGCAUGUUUCAUUAUGCAGAGGCCUUCAACCAGGCCAUUGGCCCCUGGAGCACUUCGGCCGUCACGGACAUGAACUGCAUGUUUUUUGGUAGUAAGUCCUUCAACCAGGCCAUCGGCACCUGGGACACUUCGGCAGUCACGGACAUGAACGGCAUGUUUGGUGCCACGGAGGCCUUUAACCAGGACAUCGGCUGCUGGAACACUUCGGCCGUCAGAGACAUGAGUGGGAUGUUUUCUUAUGCAGAGGCCUUCAACCAGGCCAUUGGCUCAUGGAACACUUCGGCCGUCAGGGACAUGAGCUUCAACCAGGACAUUAGCGGCUGGAACACUUCGGCCGUCAGGGACAUGAAGAACAUGAGCUACAUGUUCUAUGAAGCGGAGGCCUUCAAUGCAGACAUCGGCUCCUGGGACACUUCGGCCGUCACCAACAUGAGUGGGAUGUUUUAUGGUGCGCCAGCCUUCAACCAGGACAUUAGCUCCUGGGACACUUCGGCCGUCAGAGACAUGAGCUACAUGUUCUAUGAAGCGGAGGUCUUCAACCAGAGCCUUUCUCAGUGGGACACGUCUUCUGUGAGGUAUUCUAGGUUUGCAUUGAUGUUUGCGGGCGCAACUCGGUUUGAUGUAGAACCGUGCCGAGCAGGAAGUUUCCCUGCUUACAACAAGCUUGGCUGCCAGGGUUGCCCUGCCGGGCAAUUUGCAUUGGCAGGUGCGUCCCACUGUCAAUCUUGCAGUCCAGGCAAUGUCCCCACCGAAGAUCGAGGAAGCUGCAGGCUUUGCCCUGUGUCGUCAUACGCCUUGCCGAGCUCAGAUGUCUGCGUCACGUGCAACUUUCCACUCUUGGCCUUUGAGGACGGCUGCAUUUGGUGGCAUUUGCCCCUCAUUGCAGUCGGCGUGGCGAGCUUGAUGGUGGCCCUUGGCCUCUUCCGUUCACACCGACGGGCAAGAAAGAGGGUGAAGCUUGACAACAUCAUGACUUGCUUGUACCGCGACCUAUGGCAAGAAGAUGAAGGCGCAAUCGAGCUGUACACCGAGAGGUUGGGUAAGCUUGGGGUAAGCAAAGCUGCGGUUCAAGAACAGGUUGAUGAGAUGAGAGCUGCUCAAAGCAGACUGGCCGGCGUAAGCAUGCGGUACCUGCUAUCGGACAGCUUCGCGAUGCUGGCCACAGAACGCACAGGCAAAUCAGAUCCAAGCUUCGUUGAUAUGAAGGACGGCUUCUGGCUGAGCACCAGCAAUCCGAGGAUCGGGCAGGAGUUGCGUUGUCCACGCGAUGGUAAACCGGGCUGUGCCCUGGUUGAUUGGCUACCUCGCUCGGACCGCCAUCAGCAGACGCAUUUUCUUUCCUGGACUUGGCAGUACCGUCUCACGCAAGUGACGAGCGCCUUGCAAAGCUACCUGCCAAUGGCUGCCGCGGAAGAGGUGUUCUUCUUCAUGUGCUUCUUCACCAACAAUCAGUAUCGAAUCAUCGUAGAAGCAAGCGCUGCCGGAAGUUCAGACCUCGAGCAGGUCUUUGAGACCAAUCUCACCCGCAUAGGCAAGAUGGUUGCAAUGCUCGAUUCCUGGCAUGAACCUGUCUACCUGUCCAGGGUGUGGACGGUAUACGAGCAGUUUGUUGCCUCCAAGCUGCAAAUUCCUGUGACCUUCAUCAUGCCGGAAGACUCUGCCAUCUCAUUGCGAGAGACGGUGGAACAUGGGAAGACGGGCAUCGCGCACAUCACCGGGUCCCUACGCGCUGUGGAUGCAGAGCACGCCAAGGCUUGGAAACCGGAAGAUGAGGAGAAAGUGAAGUCACUGAUUCAGCAGACAGUGGGUUUCGAGAAGGUGAACCGGCACGUGGCCCAAACCAUGAUACGCUGGAUCAGCCAGGCUAUGAAGCAACACCUCCACUCGCUCGUAGAAUUGGUCCCUGAUGAGAGUCCACCCGCACCCCAGGUGAUCAUUUCGCUUUGA